AUGGCGCCUCCACCCCACUCCAAGCCGGAGAACACUCUUAAACGAGCCCAGGAACUCAUCGGCGUCGACCAGCACCAGGCUGCCCUCCAGCUGCUCCACGAACAUGUCACCUCGAAGCGCACCCGCAACAGCCCCAUCACCUCGCUCGAGCCCGUCAUGAUCCUCUUCGUCGAGCUCUGCGUCGAUCUGCGCAAGGGCAAACUCGCAAAGGACGGCCUGUACCAGUACAAGAACACGGCCCAGAACACAAACGUCGGCACAAUCGAGACCGUCUUCAAGCGCUUCAUUGAGCUUGCCGAGCAAAAAGUCACAGAGGCCCAGGCAAAGGCCGACGAGGUCCAGUCCUCGCUCGAGCCCUCUGACGACAAGAACGUCGACGACCUCGAGGCCACCGAGACGCCAGAGUCCAUCCUUCUGUCCACCGUCUCCGGCGAGCAGUCGCGCGACCGCACCGACCGUGCCAUUGUCACGCCAUGGCUCAAGUUCCUGUGGGAGACAUACCGCACUGUCCUCGACAUCUUCAAGAACAAUGCCCGUCUGGAACUCAUGUACCAGUCGACUGCCCACCAGGCCUUCCAGUUCUGCUCCAAGUAUGCCCGCAAGACCGAGUUCCGCCGUCUCUGCGAGCUGCUCCGCAACCAUCUCCAGAAUGCCGCAAAGUUCUCCUCCCAGAUGCACGCCAUCAACCUGUCCGACCCCGACACUCUGCAGCGCCACCUCGACACCCGCUUCCAGCAACUCAAUGUGGCUGUCGAGCUUGAGCUCUGGCAAGAGGCCUUCCGCAGCGUCGAGGACAUCCACACGCUCCUCAGCUUGAGCAAGCGACCAGCCAAGAACAUCAUGAUGGCCAACUACUUUGAGAAGCUGACCCGCAUCUUCCUCGUCAGCGAGAACUAUCUCUUCCACGCUGCUGCAUACAGCCGCUACUACAACCUCCUCCGACAGUCUGCAGCUGCUGUUGCCUCUGGACAGAGCCCCAAGAAGGACAACCCAGCCGUCACGGAAGCCGACAUGACCAAGGCUGCCUCGUUUGUCUUGCUAUCAGCCCUUGCCAUUCCCGUCAUCAGCACCUCGCGCUCCCGUGGCGCCCUUGUCGACGUUGACGAGGCCAGGAAGAACAAGAACUCCCGUCUUACCAACUUGCUCGGCAUGUCACAGGCUCCUACUCGUGCUAUCUUGUUCAAGGAUGCUCUCAGCAAGGGUCUUCUCAAGCGCGUGCGUCCCGAGAUUCGCGAUCUCUACAACAUCCUCGAGGUCGACUUCCACCCUCUCUCCAUUUGCAAGAAGAUCUCACCGAUCCUGUCUCAGAUCGGUGCUGACGAGGGCAUGCAAAAGUAUGUUGGCCCGCUCCAGCAGGUCAUCCUCACCCGUCUCUUCCAGCAGUUGUCUCAAGUAUACGACUCUGUCGAGAUCAAGUUUGUGCUUGGCCUCGCCCAGUUCCCCGAGCCCUUCCAUGUCAGUGCUGGUACCAUUGAAAAGUUCAUCAUGAACGGCUGCAAGAAGGGCGAUCUCGCUAUCCGCACUGACCACGCUACCGGGGUCCUCACUUUCGAUUCCGACGUCUUCUCGUCAGCAAAGGCCAUGCACCCUGGUUCUGGUGCGGGAUCAGCCGAGACGGAAUCUCGCUCCGUGCAGCGUCUACAGAGCACCCCUGCUGAGAUUGUGCGCUCUCAGCUUACCCGUCUUGCCAAGUCCCUGUUCGUGACCUGCCAAUAUGUCGACCCUUCGUUCAACGGAGAUCGUCUGCGCGCAAAGGAGGCUGCGCUUGCCCGUGCAAAGGAAGGCGCUGAGAAGGAACACCAAGAGAUUCUCAGCCGUCGCGACAUCAUCUCGCAGAAGAAGGAAGCUGCCCUCAAGGCCCAGCAAGCCAAGGAGAACGAAGAACAAACAAAGAGGCUCAUUCGCCAGCAACAGCUCAAGGAUGAGGAAGCUCGCCGCCUUGCCGAGGAGCAGAAGCAACGUGCUGAGCAGCGCAUCAAGGCUGAGCAGAAGCGCAUUCAACGUGAGGAAAUGGAGAAGCAGAUCAAGGAACUCAAGGCUACCACAAAGGUUGACAUUGAGCUUCCAGAAGAUCUCGAUGAUCUUGAUUCCCAGAGGAUCCGUAUCCUCAAGCUGCAGGCUCUUGAGAGGGAGAAGAACCAGCUUGGCGAACAGCUCCGCAUUGCCGGCAAGCGUAUCGAUCACUUGGAGCGCGCUUACCGUAAGGAGGAGAUCAAGCACCUCAAGACUGAUUACGAAAAGCAACAAGAUGAGGAUCUCGCAGCUUACGAGAAGGCAAAGGCCGAAGAGCUCAGGGAGGCCGAAGAAAAGCACAAGGAAGACGUUGCGCUCAAGCACCGUCUGUCAAGAUUGGUAUCCCCUUACCAGCAAUUCGUUGCUACUGUCAAGCAGCAGCGCAAGGCCGAGUUUGAAAAGCGCCAGAAGAUCGCACAGAAGGAGCUUGAAAGCAAGAAGGCCGCACGUGUCAAGGAGGUCAAGGAACGCAUUGCUAGGGAGAAGAGGGAGCGCGAAGAGGCUGAACGCCGCCAGCGCGAAGAAGAGGAGCGUGAGAGGGCCGAAGCCGAGGCCAAGGCCAAGGCUGAUGAGGAGAAGCGCGCACGGUUGGCCGAAGAGAAGGCGAAGAGAGAUGAAGAGCGAAAUGCUCUUGCUGAGAAGGCUCGCCUUCAGGCACAGCGUGAGGAAGAGGCCAUGGCCAAGCGAAGAGCUGCCGCUGGCGCUGGUUCUGGCCGGACCUUCUCUCGCGAGCCGGCUGCCGACGCUCCUUCUUCCAGUGGUCCACCAAAGAUCCAACUUCCUGGCGGCAAGCCCAGCUGGCGUGAGCGUGAGGCCAUGAAGGCCGCUGGUCAAGGACCUCCUGCUGCCAGCACAUCCCCUGCACCUGCAGCAGCAGCUUCUCCCGCCCCCGAGGCGGAAGCGCCCAAGAGGGGUGGAUAUGUCCCACCGGCGCUGCGUCAAGGUGGUGCUCCAGGUGGCGGAUGGCGCGAGCGUGAGGCAAGCGGUAGCGGUAGUGGUAGUGGCAAUGCCGGUGGUAGUGGCAAUGCCAGUGGUAGCGGCCGAUUUGAAGCUUCUCGCGGCGGAGACCGAUGGGGAGACAGGAAGGCCUCUCCUGCCACCACUGGUGGUUACGUCCCCCCUGGCGCUCGCCGUGAUGCGCCAGCCCGUGAGGGCGAAGGUGAGCGUGAGUCGAGGCCUGCUGCUCAGGCUCCAGCCGCAUCCACUGGUAACAAGUUCCGCAACAACAAGUAG
Messenger RNA from Bipolaris victoriae FI3, 3246 nucleotides. RefSeq lists its product as hypothetical. The transcript has 4 exons. Gene Ontology annotation, cellular component: eukaryotic translation initiation factor 3 complex, eIF3m; multi-eIF complex; eukaryotic translation initiation factor 3 complex, eIF3e. The coding region runs from base 1 to 3246 and encodes 1081 amino acids. Gene Ontology annotation, biological process: translation reinitiation; formation of cytoplasmic translation initiation complex. The record is from RefSeq and is a predicted model, not a curated record. Gene Ontology annotation, molecular function: mRNA binding; translation initiation factor activity. NCBI's taxonomy places the organism in Eukaryota, Fungi, Ascomycota, Dothideomycetes, Pleosporales, Pleosporaceae.